Molecule: messenger RNA, 339 nt
Organism: Tremella mesenterica DSM 1558
Lineage: Eukaryota; Fungi; Basidiomycota; Tremellomycetes; Tremellales; Tremellaceae
Exons: 3
Coding region: 1-339 (112 amino acids)
Biological process (GO): mitochondrial respiratory chain complex IV assembly
Cellular component (GO): mitochondrial intermembrane space
Source: RefSeq, a predicted model, not a curated record
AUGUCCUUCGGUCGUCCUGGUGGUUUCGCAGCAGCUUUAAAAGUUUCUCCUCCUGAUAGAGGUUCUUUCCCAUUGGAUCAUGAUGGCGAAUGUAAAAACUUCAUGUUACAAUACCUCCAAUGUCUCAAGAUCAACCAAUCGGAUAAUGGCCAAUGUAGACUUGAAUCUAAACGUUAUCUACUAUGUAGGAUGGAAAAGGGCUUGAUGGAAAAAGACGACAUGGCCAAUCUUGGUCUAGGCGAUGUCACUGAUCCUCUUCCACCACCACAACUCCAAUCCCCUCUCUCAACCCCAGUCACGUCAAAAGUCAACAAUCCUGACAAAAUGCAAAGAAUAUAG